Molecule: messenger RNA, 1379 nt
Organism: Austrofundulus limnaeus
Lineage: Eukaryota; Metazoa; Chordata; Actinopteri; Cyprinodontiformes; Rivulidae
Product: endothelin B receptor
Biological process (GO): regulation of blood pressure; enteric nervous system development; developmental pigmentation
Cellular component (GO): plasma membrane
Molecular function (GO): endothelin receptor activity
Source: RefSeq, a predicted model, not a curated record
CAGGACUCUGCAGGACUUGAUCAGUUGUAUCUGGACUGAGCGGAGGACACGAUGCUGCUCCGACAAAUCUAAAGGAAGAAGAGAAAAACACAAACAGAUGGUCCUGAACUUCUUCUGACUCCAGACUCCUCGCUCGUUGGUUUAACCCGGACCAGUUCUGGGUCUCCUGCUGGUUUUGAAGCAUCGACCUGAUCAGGGCGUCCCAACAAGGUCCAGGAUGGUCCCAGCAGUGGAUCCAGGUUCAAACAAGUCCUGGAUGAUGUUCCUCCUGCUGUUUCUCUGCUGCUUCCUGUUUGUCUCUCCUGUCGGUUGCCAUAGUAACGCCACAUCCCGGCCUCAUCCGUCGGCCCUGAAGGUGUCAGACCCCAGCGCUGACCCGCCUCCUCCGCCCGAGGCGGCCCGCCCWGACCCCCGCCUCUCCCAGGAGACCGUCCACGAGUCCCGGGUCUCUUUGGAGUCAGAACCGGAGAAGACGAGGACCGUGAGCAAACUGAAACACAAACACGAGCGGAAAACCUCCUCUUCCUCCAGCAACUCCUCUCAGAGGAUCAUGAURGCUCCCCCGCCGUGCCUGAACAUCAUGUCCAUCCAAACCGCCUUCAAGUACAUCAACACGGUUCUGUCCUGCCUGAUCUUCACYGUGGGSAUCAUCGGGAACGCCACCCUGCUGAGGAUCAUCUGUCAAAAUAAAAGCAUGAGGAACGGACCCAACGCCCUGAUCGCCAGCCUGGCCCUGGGAGACCUGAUCUACAUCCUCAUAGACCUGCCAAUCAACGUCUACAAGGUACCGAGCMGUGGUGUCCUGGUCCCGGAUCCAGGGCACUGGUGUUCCCACGGUAACGGCUGUGGAGAUCGUGGUGAUCUGGCUGCUCUCCAUCGUUCUGGCCGUGCCGGAGGCCGUCGGCUUCACCCUGGUUCCCAGUGUGCACAACAACCUGACCCUGAAGACCUGCAUGCUGCGGCCCAGGACCCCCUUCAUGACUUUCUACCGGGACGUGAAGGACUGGUGGCUGUUUGGGUUUUAUUUCUGCGUGCCGCUGCUCUGUUCAGCUGUUUUCUACGGCCUGAUGACCUGUGAGAUGCUCCGACACCAGAGAGGCAGCCUGAAGSUGUGUCUGAGCGAACACCUCAAACAGCGUAGAGAAGUAGCCAAAGCGGUCUUCUGCCUGGUGGUGAUCUUCGCUCUCUGCUGGUUCCCGCUCCACCUGAGUCGCCUGCUGAAAAGGACCGUCUACAAACCUCACGACGUUCACCGCUGCGAGCUCCUGAACUUCCUGUUGGUGCUCGAUUACUUCAGCAUCAACAUGGCCACCAUCAACUCCUGCAUCAAUCCCAUCAUCCUCUUCUUCAUCUCCAAGAAGUUCAAGAACUGCUUCAAG